ACCCUGCUGUUGUCCAUGAAGAGACAGUUCCGAAAGCAUCGUUUUGCUUCUGCUUUCUGCAACGUUGGAUAAUACAAAGAUCUCCCUCGGGACAUUUUAUUUCAACAAGGCACAGGAACCCAGGAAUACGGAAUCUAGAGCUCAGAGCUGGAGUGCACAUCAUUUAGAAUGUGGAAGACUUGCUCAGAACUGAAUAGACCAGAGGCUGUCAAAAUACUAGCUAAAUCCGACAUUAUUGGUCAUGGGGGUCUUAACCAACUAGGCGGGAUGUUUGUGAAUGGGCGGCCGCUCCCGGAGGUGAUCCGCCAGCGUAUUGUGGACAUGGCCCAUCAGGGUGUGCGUCCCUGUGACAUUUCCCGCCAGCUAAGGGUUAGCCAUGGUUGCGUUAGCAAGAUCUUGGGCCGGUACUACGAGACGGGUAGCAUCAAGCCGGGAGUGAUCGGCGGCUCCAAACCCAAGGUGGCCACUCCCAAGGUGGUGGAGAAGAUUGCUGAGUACAAGCGGCAAAACCCCACCAUGUUCGCCUGGGAGAUCCGAGACAGGCUGUUGACUGAAGGCGUGUGUGACGGAGACACCGUGCCCAGCGUCAGCUCAAUUAACAGGAUCAUAAGGACCAAAGUGCAGCAGCCAUUCAACCUUCCUCUGGACAGCAAGGGGCUCAGCCCAGGACAAACACUCACCAGCUCGCAAUGUGUUGAAAUUUCUCCUUCUUUCAUUCUCUCUGGCCCUCUCUCGGUGUCAGGUGAUCAGGAGAGCUGCCGGCACAGUGUGGAUUCCCAGGGGAGUGGGGGCGGUACCCGGAAACAGCUCCGAUCAGAGCACUUCCCACCCCAGCACCUGGACGGCCAGGACUGUGGCUUUGAGCGGAACCACUAUGGUCCCGACACCUUCUCCUCACCUGGCCACAGCAAGGCAGAGCAGGCAUUGUAUCCUCUCUCACUCAUCAAUGGGAGCUUAGACGAAGGGAAAACCAGCAUCUCAACAUCUAGCGCUGCCAUUGGCCGCAACCUGACAUCACAUCAGGGCUACUCUGUGGUAACAGACCCCCUGCAGUCCCUCCCACUUUGUCUGAAGCAGGAAAUGUCACCAGAAGAGACCAGUGCUGGCUCCUCCCCCAAUGUCAUGCCCAAUUCUGCCUUCCUGGACCUGCAGCCAAUCCCAGCUUCUGUCUCUGUCAGUAACAGUGGUGGAUGCUCCUCCCAUCUCUCUCAUGCCUUCAACUCAUUCUCCCAUCAUGGCCCAGUAUAUGGGCAAUUCAGCAGCCAGUCUCUUAUAGCAGGUCGGGACAUGGUGAGCUCAACACUACCUGGUUACCCUCCUCACAUUCCUGGCAGUGGUCAGACAGGCUUUGCUUCAUCAGCCAUCACCAGCAUGGUGGCAGGUACAGAUUACUCUAGCCAGGCCUAUACUCACUCCCCGUACUCCUCCUACAGUGACGCAUGGAGGUUUACAAACUCUGCUAUUUUGGGAUCACCCUAUUACUACAGCUCUGCGUCCCGUACUGCUCCCUCUACCACAACUGCUUAUGACCACCUGUAGUUGCCACGGCCCUGGUCCCGGACGAGAAUGUUCCGCAUCAUUUGUGGGAAGAAAAUGAUGAAUCAGAGGUGAAAGGGAGAUGCACAGCAGGACAGCAACUCACCAGCACUCAAUGAACAUUAAAUGCAAUAGGAAACAGGAGACCCAUGAGCAGUUCUGCAUCAUUGGGGCAAGACAAUGAAUCAUUUCCCCAAAACCUAAUACAUGUGUCUGAACUCCAGAAUUGCAAUGGACUCUGGUGGACAAGUUCAUUCACCUUACUGAAAAUACAGUAAUCACAUGCUGGAAAGGGCUAGAAUAAUUAUCACAGUUUACUUGUUCAUUGUACUGCUGAGCUGUAGACACAGGUAUGCCAGAGAUAAUGCUGGAUGGUGUGUCAGUGAGCGUGUUAUGUUCUGGGAGCACAUUUCCAAAGUUCUUCUGAAUAUCAUGAGUUAUGAAUAUCAUGAAUAUCAUAUGUUACAUCUCAAUCCGCUGUUAGUGUCUUGGCAAUUGCUAAUUGUUUCCCUUCUUAGAUACACAAAACGGCAGAAUCAGAGUUUGUCAUAAAUUUCAGCUGGGAAACUGUAUCUACAAUAAUAUAUAUUUUUUCCUUUUAAAUAUUCAACAAGAUUAGACAGAGACAAGCUGCUUGUUUCAGUGCUUAAGUGGCCUGAAGAAUUGUGGUUAAUCAUUGUUUUCACAUGCAGUUGCAGCAAAUAUUCACCAGCAAAAAAAGAAAAAGAAAAAAAAAGCACAAUGAAUACGACAAACCCCCAAGGAGGGAGUGCCAUGGGGGGCCUGGGUGGACUUUCCCAGUCCUACUCCUUGUGAUGUAGUGAGGUUUACCCAAGACUGCAUGAGAUAUGUAAUGCUUUGAAUGAUCCUUUAUUUUUUUAGCGAGGGGUACAGAGAUCUGUAUUACUCCAAGCACAUCCAAACCAUUCAGUUGCUUCUGAAAGUACAGUAGAACCUCAAAAAUGAAGACCUCAGAAAUUUCAAAGUUCUCAAAAAAAAAAUCAAACAAUAUGAAAAUCAUUAGAAAAUUAUUCUUUUCUACAUGAGCUUUCUGAAAUGCACACGAUAAUAAUAAUCAGUCUAGGCUAGAGCUGACAGCUGCUAGCAAAAACACGAGCUUACCUGUUUUGAAUUCAUAAAAUUGAACUCAUUAAAGUUAGCACCAUAAAGGAUAGUGUCUUGAUUACAGAGAAAUUGAAAGCUACUGACCAAAAAAAAGUGCUAGAAGGAUGCAUGUGUCAAUAGCAAGGUCAAGGCAAGCUAGGUAUGUCUCUUCAGUAAAUGGAACUGUCCAUAAAACAUCACAUUAAAAUGCAUGUUUCAUUGUAGACAAGAAAGCACUGUUGUUCAUUCCAAACUCCCUGAUUUCAGGUGGUCCCAAAAAGCAGUUACAGAAGGGAGGUGUGGGCUAUUACAGUUUUUGUAAUUAUUUCUGUUUAAUGCUCUUCUUUGCAUUAGUGAUAAUAACAAAGAGAAAUUAUGUAUAAUUUGGAGCUUGAAAAGGCAUAAUUUCUUGCAGUACUUCUGGGUUCAUAUCCUGUUUGGUUGAUUAGUUAGUCCAUAAUGCUGAGAUUCAUAUCUCUGAGGUUCUACAGUAGUCAGGUAGAGCUGCUGUAAAAUUCACAUUUUAGCCUUUUUCGUCAAGCUAAAAUAAACAGAUAAACUCUGUACAUGAAAAAGUAACUCUUACUUCUCUAUUCAAAGCAAAGGAUAAUCACAACUAAAUUCUGUUGAAUUACUGAGAAAUCAGAACCAAGGGAGCCCUUGAAAACAUCCUGGAGAAGAGCAACAUCAACUGAUGAUCUCCCCAUUUUUAGAAAAGAACAACCUUGUGCAGUUUAUGUAAGGUAUGCAACUGCUCAUUAAAAAUGAGAGUGUGUGCUGCUGUUGCUGACUGAUAUUAGAUUCUGUUGUAAUUUCAAUGCUUCACAGUGCUGCAACCAAGCGCCCAAAUCCAGGCUACAUUUUUAAAUCUCACUUCCUGGUCUUGUUGAGAGAUGUUACUCACUAGUACCAGUGGCUCCAGUAUAGGUGUUUCAGCCACCCAUUUCAAUGUAAGUCCAUAGUAACAAUACGGUCAAAAUACAAAGUCAAUCAUUUUUUCCCACAAGCCAAUGUAAUCACAGUAUAUGUUUUUUCUUUGUCUAAUGUCUCCCCAUGUGCCGAUUUGUUAAGUUAUUGCAUUAUUUGGACAAGAUUGUAAUAUUUUGUGGAAGUAUCAGGUACAGUUUGCGUCACUGCCAAGUCACUGUAUCUCACAUGCUUAGUGGACGACUGGACUUCAUGCCCAUGUAAGGGUCCCACUUUUGGCUCCAAUUUGUACAACAUGGCGGCACCCAGAAACUGCACGUCCAGGGCUUCAAGACUUUUUUCACUAAGCCCAUGGAGAGUCAAUGGGUGACAUCACAGUGACUUGGUCCAUAUUUUUCCUACAGUCUAUGGCUGCAACUUGAGGAAGAACCAAGAAUUGACAGUUGCCAUUUCCCAUAUCUUCUCCAUCUGUAACACAAAGGUGGCCAGUAUCAUGCACCAAGUAGAUUUAUCCCUUUCUUAGGGGCAUGUACAUAGUGUAGAUGAAUUUCCGGAGAUUGAGAAACAAGUUUAUUUAUAGGGAUGAUUUUGCGGUUGGGUGUGGCAGGAAUGACAAAAUAUGCAAGGGAAAAAAAAGGAUUUGUUUUUCAAAGAACACAUGAACGAGAACUGGAAAUUUUUCUUCCUGAGCGGAUUUUCCAGAUUUGUUGUCAUGCUGAUAUUUUGUAAGGAGCCAGCAAAGAAAGUUUUGUGUUCAUGAUAAUGUUAUUGCUGUUGAGAAUGUAAAUACACUAUUUCUAAAGAAUUAUUUUAAUUAAAUAAAGCAUGA
Messenger RNA from Anguilla rostrata (American eel), 4396 nucleotides. RefSeq names its product paired box protein Pax-8-like. The transcript has 12 exons. Gene Ontology annotation, molecular function: DNA-binding transcription factor activity, RNA polymerase II-specific; RNA polymerase II cis-regulatory region sequence-specific DNA binding. The record is from RefSeq and is a predicted model, not a curated record. Gene Ontology annotation, biological process: anatomical structure development; regulation of transcription by RNA polymerase II. NCBI's taxonomy places the organism in Eukaryota, Metazoa, Chordata, Actinopteri, Anguilliformes, Anguillidae. The coding region runs from base 169 to 1539 and encodes 456 amino acids.